Molecule: messenger RNA, 3983 nt
Organism: Caretta caretta (loggerhead turtle)
Lineage: Eukaryota; Metazoa; Chordata; Testudines; Cheloniidae
Gene: REPS1
Product: RALBP1 associated Eps domain containing 1
Biological process (GO): endocytosis; endosomal transport
Cellular component (GO): cytoplasm; plasma membrane
Molecular function (GO): protein binding; calcium ion binding
Source: RefSeq, a predicted model, not a curated record
GUGGUGCAACAAGACUUGGAUAUUUUGGAAGAAGUCAGUUCUAUAUUGCUUUGAAACUUGUUGCUGUGGCCCAGUCAGGUCUCCCUCUAAGAGUGGAAAGUUUAAAUACAGGUCUCCAGACUCUCCAUCUGAACUUGUAAAUCAUCCAGCAAGAAUUCAGCAACUACCCCCAAAGGAAUCAAAAGCUUAUUCAUUUCAUAAAGUAAAGUUGCAGUCUCAUACUUCAGGAGGAUUCAUUUCAACUUCCAGGAGACAGGAUUCCCUGAAAGCAAAGAGAAGAUCUCCCUUCCUGCUACAAAAAUGAUAUAAAAGACCUGACAGAGCUCAAGACUCAGAAUUGAGAGUCACUUCAACCUCCUGGUGCUGUCUAAAUAAAAUUAGAUGUGACUGACUAGAUGAGACUGCAGUUUGAAUCAAGUAGGUGAGAGUGCUGAUAUAGUGAAUCUGCAGACCAAAAUCAAGCAGUUGGAAUCAGGAGCAAGAUGUAAUCCUAAAAAAUUGGUAUGGAGAAUCUUGAAAGAAGGAACAAUGAGAAUGGAGCCCAUGAGAACUUGAAGAAAGUAAAGGACCUCCCUCUGCCCAGAUUUGUUGUUCCAAAGAACGAACAGGAAUCGAGACACACAGCCUUGUAUUCUUCAGAUGCAGAUAACUCAACCCCAUAUUCAGGCGUAAUUCCUCCCCCACCUGGCCGUGUUCAAGUAAAAAAAGGCUCUGUGAGCCAUGAUGCAGUCCAGCAACGUACAUCAGCAGAUCAACAGGAGUCCACAUCUCCAGUUGUUUCACCACAGCAGUCCCCACCAACCUCUCCACAUACAUGGAGGAAGCACAACCGCCAUCCCAGCGGAGGGAAUAAUGAACGACCUCUUGCUGGACCUGGGCCUUUUUGGGCUCCAUUUAGUGAAGCACAACCAGGCUCAUCUACUACUGGUGAUCCCAUAUGGUCUGGCCAUUCCCCGCCACCACAUCAAGAAAACUGGGUCAGUUUUGCAGAUACCCCACCAACCAGUACUCUUUUAGCCAUGCAUCCUGCUUCUGUCCAGGACCAGACAACAGUACGAACUGUAGCAUCAGCUACAACUGCAAAUGAAAUUCGUAGGCAAUCGAGUAGUUAUGAUGAUCCCUGGAAAAUAACUGAUGAACAAAGGCAGUAUUAUGUAAAUCAGUUUAAAACCAUUCAACCUGAUCUAAACGGCUUUAUUCCAGGGUCUGCAGCUAAAGAAUUUUUUACCAAAUCAAAACUACCUAUUCUUGAGCUUUCUCACAUUUGGGAACUGUCUGAUUUUGAUAAAGAUGGCGCAUUGACACUGGAUGAGUUCUGUGCUGCUUUUCAUCUGGUAGUUGCUAGGAAGAAUGGCUAUGACUUACCUGAAAAACUACCUGAAAGUUUAAUGCCCAAACUGAUUGAUUUGGAAGACACAACAGUGGUUCCUGUCAUUUCAGAAGUUGGAGAUCAGUCUGGUGAGGUAGGUUACUCCAGCUCUCCAGCAGAAGCACCUCCAAGCAAGUCUCCAUCAAUGCCAUCCCUAAACCAGACCUGGCCAGAACUAAAUCAGAGCAGCGAGCAGUGGGAGACAUUUAGUGAACGCUCUUCAAGCUCACAAACUCUGACCCAAUUUGAUUCUAACAUUGCACCAGCUGAUCCUGAUACUGCUAUUGUUCACCCAGUUCCCAUUCGAAUGACUCCAAGCAAAAUCCACAUGCAGGAAAUGGAACUUAAAAGAACUGGAAGUGAUCUUGCUAAUCCCACUAGCCCUCUACUUGUGAAACCACCUGACCUCUCAGAAGAAAAUAAUAUGAGUUCAUCAAAAUUUGUAGCUGGAAAUACAGUUGCAGAUGGUUACAGCAGUUCAGACUCCUAUACUUCAGAUCCAGAACAGAUUGGAAGCACUGUAACUCGGCAACGGUCACAUUCAGGAACAUCUCCAGACAACACGGCACCACCCCCACCUCCUCCUAGGCCUCAUCCUUCACAUUCUCGAUCAUCAUCUUUAGAUAUGAACAGAUCCUUUACAGUUACUCCAGGACAGCAACAAGCUGGAGUUGUUGCCUACCCUCCUGCAGUGCCUCCAAGACCACCACCCUCACAGGGUGCAGGUCCUCAUGUGCAUCGCCCAGUGGAUGCUGAAAGCCUAAUAGCUCAUACCAGUACCUCACCUCAGCAAAUACCAGAACAGCCAAAUUUUGCAGACUUCAGCCAGUUUGAGGCAUUUGCUGCAUCAGGUGUAAAUGAAGAGGAGGAGGAUGAAAUUGAAACACAUUCAGAAGUCUUGCAGGUUGAAAAACCCUCUGAUUCUGCAGGCUCCCUUAGAGUCUCCAAAACAGAUGCCAGAGUUGAAGAGAAGGCAGCUGGUAGUGUCCCUGUUAAUGCGGGGAAAGGCACCACCCCUCUUGCUCCACCACCAAAGCCUAUUCGCAGAAGGUUAAAAUCGGAAGAUGAGCUGAGACCUGAAGCUGAGGAGAAUACACAGAAAACAGGUGUCAUAGCUGCUGUUCUUGCUUCACAGCCAUCUAUCCCUAGGUCCGUGGGGAAAGACAAGAAGGCAAUUCAGGCAUCAAUUAGACGCAAUAAGGAAACAAACACUGUUUUGGCCAGAUUGAAUAGUGAAUUACAGCAACAGUUAAAGGAUGUUCUUGAAGAGAGAAUCUCCCUGGAAGUCCAACUGGAACAGCUUCGACCCUUCUCUCACCUAUAAGCCAAUUGCCGUUAACUGUGAAUUUAUUAAAUUUGGAAAGGGGGAUUGGGUUCAAAGCCUAUUGAAAGACCCAUUCAUUCAGCUCAGUGCGCUCUUUUCAACAUUACAUUUUGUGAUUCUGUUUUGUCCAGUUUGUCCAUCUGUGCAUUUAAAGUAUUUUAACUCCAAUCCAAAAAAUCAGGAUAACUUUUUUCCUUGAAUGUUAUGUAUCUUGGCACUGCCUCCCCUGCCAUUUCCUUGGGAAUGGAUGAUCUUUCUGCUGGAGUUGAGUUUGCACAGUUUCAGUGCCAAACACUUCAAACUGAAAUUAAUUACCUAAUGGUUUCUAUAUUUCAUGUCAAAGAAAAGGACAGCUCGUCAGUUAACUUUUAACAUUAAAGCACACAUAUACUAUAAAUGCCUCUUACACUGCAGCAUUUGUUUUAUUGUAUAAAACAGGAAAACUAAUCUGGUAUGCGAACCAAAAUUGAUCUCCCAAACCUCCUUUCACAAGUUAGCAAGUGAUUCACAAUUCCAGAAAGCCUGCCUUUUUUGCAAUAAAGUAGCUCCCUCAGGCUGCCACAGAAUUUCUUGCAGGCUACCUUGCCAUAUCAUCUAAAAUUGGUUAUUUCAUCUUUGUUUCAUAUUUUGUGCAGUAUGUGACCAGAUUGCCAGGUGUUCACAUUUUUCCACUCAUGAUCUUGAUUCAGCCGCAUGCAUAUAAAUGACCUAUGGUACAACUGAUACUACACGUAACAGACCUUCCUCGGUCAUCCCUUCUGUGAAAAGAAUUGGGUGUUAAUUCCCAAUGUAUUGAUUGCACAUUUCCUGAGCACUACCUGUAAAUGCAUGCUUCACACAUGACCUUUUAUUAACAGAUCAUAUCCACCAGUCUUUACUGUAACAGAUUGUACUGUCAAGUAAUGUGUCAAUACUUCUCUGAACUUCUAAUUCCCAGCCAAAAAAUAAACAGUUUGUUUCUUAGGACUUCUGGGUUACCUUCUGUUACCUUGUCUCCAGGCCUUAUUUUUCUGGCAUAUAGACAGGCUUCACUAUUAACAAAAAGUUCCCUGAGUGUAUCCUGUUGUUUGGGUUGAUGUACUGUAUUAGGAUUUGUUGAAUAUUGUAUGAUACACACCUUUUGAUCUCAUAUGUAAAUUUGCAUUAAUUGCUGACUAACAGCAGAUAUUCUAUUUAAUGGCUUCUUCUGGCUGUGGGAUCAUAGAUGUUAAACCGCAUGGAUGUAUCUCAGCAGAAUCAGAACUAGCAAUUGUGUGAUUUUUACACCAAUAAAACAGCACAAUAUUUUAA